This is a messenger RNA of Gaeumannomyces tritici R3-111a-1, 156 nucleotides long. RefSeq lists its product as hypothetical. The coding region runs from base 1 to 156 and encodes 51 amino acids. The record is from RefSeq and is a predicted model, not a curated record. The transcript is spliced from 2 exons. Lineage: Eukaryota; Fungi; Ascomycota; Sordariomycetes; Magnaporthales; Magnaporthaceae.
AUGUCGGUAGGGACCGCGCAUCCGCGGGCCGGCAAGGGUCGAACACAGGCCAUCGGUCGGCUGGCGGCACAGCGCUGGGGCUUGGAGCUGGGCGGGUGGGAAGAUGCAUACUUCCAGGGGGUUUCCGUCCCCCAUAAUUCCACGUCUUUCGAUUGA